ACCUCUUAAACUUCAUCUGUGUAGUGUGUUUGAGAGUGAGAGAUAUUGGUUUAUACGGAUUAAAAUAGUUUAAACCCCGUUUGUUUCAAAAAUCAAAAUGAGUGGUGUUAUCAGUCGUGAUGUGAAUGGUGCUUUACCUUCAUUAAACCAAAAACUUCACUGUGGGAUAUUCCAUCCUGUGUUGAGAAAAUGGCAAUGUACAGAAAACAUAACAUCAUUUAACAUAAUGUACCCUGUUUUUAUUCUAGAUGUUGAAGAUGCAAAGACUGAAGUUGAGAGUAUGCCCGGAGUUUUUAGGUACGGGGUCAAUAGAGUUGUCGAUGAACUGAAGCCUUUAGUGGAAAAGGGUUUGAAAAGUAUUUUGUUGUUUGGCGUAGUGACACAUCUCUCAAAGGAUGACAGUGGUAUCAAUGCAGAUUCCAAGGAUAAUCCAGUUGUAAAAGCUCUCCCCAUUUUGAAACAAGCGUUUCCAGAUAUAAUUAUUGCAUGUGAUGUUUGCCUUUGCCCUUACACAAAUCAUGGACAUUGUGGCAUCUUGAGAGAGAAUGGCAGCAUUAAUAACAAUCUGAGCAUAGAAAGGAUUGCAGAAGUCGCUGUCUCGUAUGCUAAAGCUGGUUGUCAUGUAGUCGCUCCUUCAGACAUGAUGGAUGGGCGAGUAGCAGCCAUCAAGCAAGGUCUGGCUCGGGAAGGGUUAGACUCUACAGUGUCUGUGCUCUCAUACUCUGUCAAAUUUGCGUCAGCGUUCUACGGCCCGUUCCGUGACGCGGCCCAAUCCAGCCCCUCGUUUGGUGACCGCAAGGCCUAUCAACUACCACCAGGCAGCUCAGGCAUGGCUCUUCGUGCUGCGGCCCGAGAUGUAGCUGAAGGUGCAGAUCUAAUUAUGGUUAAGCCUGGUUUGGCGUACUUGGAUAUACUUAGGCAAACAAGACAAAACCAUCCCCAUAUACCACUGUUUGUCUACCAGGUGUCUGGGGAGUAUGCCAUGCUGUACCACGCUGCAAAAGCUGGAGCCUUUAGCCUCUUGGAUGGAGUGAGGGAAUCUCUCACCAGUUUCAGAAGAGCUGGAGCUGAUUGUAUAAUUACCUACUUCGCACCAAACAUUCUGGACUGGUUGGCAGAAGGAAAGCUUUAGCCCUCUUUGCUGAAGUUCUUUAAAAAAUGUUUAGUAGUCUGCUUUGUAGUGCUUUGCUGUAUUUUUCCAUUACCAAUAACCGUACAAAAACACUUUUGUAAACUAAAUUAUUUGUUUUUUUAAGCUCUUUAAAAAGGUCCAGAGAGAAAUUGCGAAACUUUGAGUUUUGGGGGUCAAAAUUUGAAAAACCAAAUUUUACCCCAUAAAACCCGGUUCCCAUGGUCCGAUCAUGCUGGUUCGCGAACUCAUUCAAGUUUAUCCCGCCUUACUUCAGGCGUUUAUUCUAUUCUAUCCUAACCUAACCUUACCUUUAAACCAAAUUUCAUCAAAAUCGGAAAAAAAUUACUCAAGUUAUCGCGUUUAUGGGAAAAUCACCAUUAAAAUCUAAAUUUUAAAAAUACAGUACGGUACUACACUACUACUAUGUAUUUAUAUUUGAUGAUAUUUGUAUUGUCAUUUGGCAAACCCCUUAAAAUAUGGUUUUAAGGGCUCUAGUUCUAAAUUAGUUUUGAAGAAAACUUAAAAUACCCCACACAGUUAUUUUGUA
Messenger RNA from Macrosteles quadrilineatus (aster leafhopper), 1679 nucleotides. RefSeq names its product delta-aminolevulinic acid dehydratase-like. Gene Ontology annotation, biological process: heme biosynthetic process. Gene Ontology annotation, molecular function: zinc ion binding; porphobilinogen synthase activity. The coding region runs from base 98 to 1132 and encodes 344 amino acids. The record is from RefSeq and is a predicted model, not a curated record. Lineage: Eukaryota; Metazoa; Arthropoda; Insecta; Hemiptera; Cicadellidae. The transcript is spliced from 8 exons. Gene Ontology annotation, cellular component: cytosol.